AUGGUCGUCCUAGGUGUCAUUCCUAUAUUCACCUUCUAUUUGGGUACCUGGCAAGUGCAGCGUCUGAAAUGGAAGGUCGCCUUGAUCGACGAAUUAGAGGAAAAGCUACAACGUGAGCCCAUACCAUUACCGAAACGAAUAAAUAUCUCGGUGCUUCCAGAGUUCACGUAUCGCAAAGUUCUACUACGGGGCCGGUGGGAUCCCGAACACUCAAUUCUGCUAGGACCUCGCGUACGUGAAGGAGCGACUGGGUAUCACUUGGUGACACCUCUUGUGCGACAAGACGGAACGACAGUUCUGGUCGACAGGGGAUUCGUAUCCAAAGAGUUUGCUGAGCAAGCCAAAGCAGCGCAAGCACAGGAUGGCGAAGUGGAGGUGCUCGGCAUGUUGAGAACCACGCAAGCACGAAACAACUUUACCCCAGAUAAUCAUCCCGAAAGGGGCGAAUGGUAUUGGGCGGAUGUCGAGGCUAUGGCUGAAUACGCAGGCGGAGAACGUGCCAACGUGCAGCCCGUUUUCAUUGAAGAAAUAUUUGAGGGCCAUUCCGGAGACGCUUCCUGGCGACAAGCCCAUGGAGUUCCAAUUGGUCGACCGCCCAUAGUUGACCUGCGGAACUCCCAUCUGUCAUACGUCAUAACCUGGUACUCGUUGUCUGCCUUUACAAGUUUGAUGUUCCUGCGAUUGUUGCUCAAGCACAGGAGGGCACGUGCUAGACUGCCGCGAGUAUAA
Molecule: messenger RNA, 729 nt
Organism: Gloeophyllum trabeum ATCC 11539
Lineage: Eukaryota; Fungi; Basidiomycota; Agaricomycetes; Gloeophyllales; Gloeophyllaceae
Product: SURF1-domain-containing protein
Exons: 4
Coding region: 1-729 (242 amino acids)
Biological process (GO): mitochondrial respiratory chain complex IV assembly
Cellular component (GO): mitochondrion; membrane
Source: RefSeq, a predicted model, not a curated record